GUAGCUCCUGUGAACCUAACCACACCUAUCCUCAAAAUCCAUGACAAUUUAAUCUUUUCUUGCAUGUGUUUAUCGUAUUGCCACACACCUGCCGAGCCUGUUCCACUCAUCCUUUGAUCAUGCUCUUUUGACAUCUGGAGGAGAUCCCUUCAUCCCUUUAUCAGAGUGCACUGCUGACACACCAUAUAUAAGCCAGUUCUGCUCAGGCCAGGACAGUGAUAAGACGGCUCAGUGCCAGGACCAGAGGGUGCUGCAGCAAACCAAGAGUUCACCAAAUUCACCAUCCAAAGGUGCCACACAGCCCACGCCACAAAGCACCUCCACCACCACCACACCAAGACAGACAUGGGGAAGCCAGAACCAAAGAAGGAAGGUCCAACCAAAGCCCAGAUAGAGUCGUGGACCAAAUCCAUCACUGAUCUCCUCGGGGACCCUGAGGGACGGGAAGCCAUCCUACAAUUCCUGAAGGAUAAGGAGAAUGAGAAGGACACGAACGUCAAGGAGAGAUAUGAAGGGAGUACCAGCUAUAUGAGUUUUUACAAUGAAAGUGAAGCUUACAAGUCUAUGUAUGUGAAAGCAAAAGAGAAGGCUCAUGAGAUCUACAAUAAACACAUAAAGGUGACCGCCGAAAAGAAAGUCGCCACAGGGGAGAGUGAGACAAUUAAGAAAAGGUUGGACGAGGGUCUGAAGGACGAGGGCCUGUUUGACAAGGCUCAGGACAAUGUUAAAAAAAUAAUGGAGGACAGACUUUGGUACAGUGGUUUCUGUGAAUAUUUGAAUAAUCUAAAAAUAAAAAAAAUAAGUAAUAAAAAAUAAGUGCCAGUUCUCUAUAUCGUCACCUUCGUAAACAAACCGCCUAAGUCAUUAUUUUCUACUUUACAGGUAAUCAUAAAAGAAGUGUCAUUAUCUCAUUUGGCUUAAGAUUUAGGCAGGAAUGAAAAGGCCAAUUCUAGAACACUCAAACCCUGAAUGACCAAGGCAACUAUACAGAAAUGGGCGUCACAUGUUGAAAAAUUAAUGUACACAAAAACCUGGAAAUCACUGAAAAAUGACUUAGGCGAUUAUUUUAUGAGGGUGACGAUAUUCCAGUCUCCAUAAGCAUCAUAAACAUUACAGUAUAUGCAAUGUUCAUUUAAUCUUUUGUUGAUCUGCACCACUUGAAUGGGAAGCACUUUUACACUGAUCAGACUCUGGUGGUGGCCUUCAGUGUGCCAUCUUACAUGUAAAUUGGAAAGUUUUGUUUAGUCGGCGCAACAUCUGUGGUCAUAUGCCGGAAAGAGACAGAAGGGGAAGGAAUUAUAGAAGGAAACAGAUCCCAGGAGACGGGACACAACCCCCGAUUAAAACCUGGUACCCAUUCACUGCUGGGUGGACAGGGGCAUAGGGUAUCGGAAAAGCUGCCCAAAUUUUUCCACUCUGCUCGGGAAUCGAACCCGGGCUCUCUCGGUUGUGAGCCGAGUGUGCUAACCACUGCACCACGAAGGCCCCCCCCCCCCCUCUUACAUGCGCUCUGCAGCCUUUGGAGGAAGGAUAUGUCUCGUUGCUGCACCAGUCACUGCACAGCUGGGUGUUGUGUCACAUGGCCAGCACCGUGCCUUUGACAGUGCUUGGUUUGCAGUAAACUUAUGUACCAGAUGACUACUAAUAAAACUUCACUCUAGAA
This is a messenger RNA of Eriocheir sinensis (Chinese mitten crab), 1663 nucleotides long. RefSeq lists its product as uncharacterized. Lineage: Eukaryota; Metazoa; Arthropoda; Malacostraca; Decapoda; Varunidae. The transcript has 3 exons. The record is from RefSeq and is a predicted model, not a curated record. The coding region runs from base 346 to 816 and encodes 156 amino acids.